ACUUUACACGGUGGCCGUAUGGAUAACUGGUAUCGUGUGUGUGUGUGUCAAUCAAUGAAAAAAAAAAUAAGAUGAAUAAAAUCAGCUCAAUUUGUAGAUCGUCUAUCAGAUUCCUUAAAUUUUCAAUUAGAGAUUAUCAUGGAGAACGGAUUGCAACCGUCGGGUCUGCACCCGACAAACAUUCUACACAGUACACGGAUAAUUAUGCAAAGAUGCAAGAGCUAGUAAAGGAAUUAAAACAGAAGGUUAGCGUGAUUACGCAAGGAGGCGGCGCAAAAUAUAUUGAGAGACAGAUUUCCCAGGGGAAGAUGCUGGCAAGGGAUCGAAUCACAAACUUAUUGGAUCCAGGUUCUCCUUUUCUGGAGCUCUCUCAGCUUGCCGGUUAUCAACUAUAUGGAAGUGAGGAAGUGCCAGCCGGAGGGAUAAUCACUGGCAUAGGCAGAGUUUCCGGGGUUGAAUGUAUGAUAGUGGCAAAUGAUGCUACAGUGAAGGCUGGGACCUAUUAUCCUAUCACUGUUAAAAAGCAUCUAAGAGCACAAGAUAUAGCAAGAGAAAACAAUUUACCAUGUAUAUACCUCGUUGAUUCUGGUGGUGCUAAUCUACCUAGACAGGAUGAAGUGUUCCCAGAUAGAGAUAACUUUGGCAGAAUCUUCUUCAACCAAGCAACACUCUCCAGUAUGGGAAUACCACAGAUUGCGGUUGUGAUGGGAAGCUGUACAGCGGGUGGUGCCUAUGUCCCAGCAAUGGCAGAUGAGAGUAUCAUAGUCAAGAAGCAUGGCACAAUAUUUCUAGCAGGGCCACCAUUGGUCAAAGCAGCCACAGGUGAGGAAGUGUCUGCAGAGGAUCUUGGAGGGGCUGAUUUGCAUUGCAGGACAUCUGGAGUAACAGACCAUUAUGCCCAAAAUGACCAGCAUGCAUUGCACUUGGCGAGAAGGAUUGUCGCAAACCUAAACAGACAAAGUAAAUCCAAUGUAAGCAUACAGAAACCAGAAGAACCUCUUUUCCCUAUAGAAGAACUGUAUGGUAUUGUGUCAACGGACUUCAGCAAAGUUUAUGAUAUACGAGAAGUGAUCAGCAGAAUUGUUGAUGGUAGCGUGUUUGAUGAAUUUAAACAAAUGUAUGGCGAUACAAUAGUUACAGGUUUUGCUCGUAUAUUUGGCUACCCUGUUGGAAUUUUAGCAAAUAAUGGUGUACUAUAUUCAUCUUCAUCACUCAAAGCAGCUCAUUUUAUAGAACUUUGCUGUCAGCGCAAUAUUCCACUUCUAUUUUUGCAAAACAUUACCGGUUUUAUGGUUGGGAAGGAGGCUGAAGCUGGGGGAAUUGCCAAGAAUGGUGCUAAGUUAGUGACAGCAGUGUCGUGUGCUAAAGUACCCAAGAUUACGCUGAUUGUAGGGGGAUCAUUUGGAGCUGGUAACUAUGGAAUGUGUGGUAGAGCUUAUGGACCAAGGUUUCUAUACAUGUGGCCAAAUGCACGGAUCUCGGUAAUGGGCGGAAAGCAAGCAGCCUUGGUGCUAUCACAGGUCAUGAAAGCACAGCGUAAACGGGAGGGAAAAGAGUUCACAGCAGAAGAAGAGGAACAGUUGAUGAAACCAAUCCUAGAAAAGUAUGACAAAGAAGGAAGCCCAUAUCAUUCAAGUGCAAGGCUUUGGGACGAUGGAGUUAUAGACCCUGCUGAUACUAGAACAGUUCUUGGUCUCAGUCUGAGUGCUGCUCUCAAUGCCCCUAUAAGUGAUACACGAUUUGGAGUCUUCCGCAUGUAGUGAACACCACCAACAGGAAAUACAUUGACUAUAUAGAGAUAGCAUCUGCAUUAUCAAUGGACAUUGAACAGAUUUGAAGUCUUCAAUUAUUGAAGAAAUAUGGACAAUGGUCAUUUUAAACAGUAGGGAGUUUUUGAUUGAGAUGACAAUGUAACCCAGAAUGGAUUCUCAUGUCCCUGACCAUUCUGUGCAUUAUAUUAACAUUAUAUCAAUCCAUUGAAAUAAAUUGAGAGAGACAGUAAAUGUAAUGUUGCUCUACUAACAUAUCUUGAAUGACAAGUGUGGUAAUGUUUCUAAAAUAGAUGAAAUAAUGAAGUUUCUUUGAAGCUUCAAGAAUCCUGAAACUACUCACAGGGUAUUUAAUUUGAAACCCUUUUUCCCCUUAAGUCUGGGGAUAUUUAUACAAAUCAUGAUUGUGGACUUGCACUUCAAUUUUUACAACCGAUUCUUCUUUUCAUCACUAUUUAUUAUUCAUCCAUAUCCAUGUUAAUGUAAGAAUUUCCAAAGAAUAAAAAUAUAUGUACAUAAUAUAACAUUUCAAAA
Anneissia japonica is the source of this 2303-nucleotide messenger RNA. RefSeq names its product methylcrotonoyl-CoA carboxylase beta chain, mitochondrial-like. Bases 72 to 1760 code for a protein of 562 amino acids. Gene Ontology annotation, molecular function: methylcrotonoyl-CoA carboxylase activity. The record is from RefSeq and is a predicted model, not a curated record. Gene Ontology annotation, cellular component: mitochondrion; methylcrotonoyl-CoA carboxylase complex. The transcript is spliced from 15 exons. NCBI's taxonomy places the organism in Eukaryota, Metazoa, Echinodermata, Crinoidea, Comatulida, Comatulidae. Gene Ontology annotation, biological process: L-leucine catabolic process.